CCCGCCGCGCCGCCUCCCCCUCAGUGCGGAGCCGGAGCGCAGAGAGGAGAAUCCCUCCUGAGGAUCAGCUGGAGGCCCCCCGCCGCCCGGGUCCAGGUGAAGCCAUGGAGGUGUUCCGGAGCCGGCUGCUGGGGAUCUCCGUGGCCGUGGCGCACGGCGUGUUCUCCGGGUCGCUCAACAUCCUGCUCAAGUUCCUCAUCAGUAACUACCAGUUCGGCUUCCUGACGCUCAUCCAGUUCCUCACCAGCUUCACGGCCAUGCUGGCGCUGGAGAGCCUGCGGCGGCUCGGGAGGAUCCAGGUGCCGCCGUUCGGCAUGCAGCUGGCCAAGGAGUUUGCGCCAGUCUGCAUCCUGUCCACGCUGCAGUCCACGCUGACGCUGUGGUCGCUGCGCGGCCUCAGUCUGCCCAUGUACGUGGUGUUCAAGCGCUGCCUGCCGCUCUUCACGCUCUGCAUCGGGGUGUGCGUUCUCCGGAACGCGCUGCCGUCUGUGGGCGUGGUGACCGCCGUGCUCAUCACCACAGGGGGCGCUGUUCUGGCAGGAGCCGGAGACCUCACCGGGGAUCCGUUUGGUUACGUCACCGGGGUUCUGGCUGUAAUCAUUCACGCCUCCUACCUGGUUCUGAUCCAGAAAACCAGUCUGGAGAGCGAGUAUGGACCUCUGACUGCACAGUACGCCAUCACCAUCAUGGCGUCGCCGGUUCUGCUUGUCUGCUCCAUCAUCUCCAUGGACGCUCUCAACAUGUGGUCCUACGCGGGCUGGGAGGAACCGCAGAUCACCGUCAUCUUCAUCCUGUGCAUCUUCAUCGGCUGCGCCAUGAACUUCACCACCCUGCACUGCACCUACAUCAACUCGGCCGUCACCACCAGCUUCGUCGGCGUGGUCAAGAGCAUCGCCACCAUCACGGUUGGCAUGCUGGCCUUCAAGGACGUGGCGCCCACGCGGCUCUUCAUUGGCGGAGUGGUGGUGAACACCAUUGGCUCCAUCACCUACUGCGUGGUCAAAUACUUUGAGACGCAGAAGAAGAGUUUGUACGAGGACCUGGAGAAGGACGCCGCGCAGCCUGGAGACCCCUACACCGAGAAACCACCGCUGAACGGGGAAGGGUCCGCCACCGGUCCUGAGCCGGGGCCGUCGGAGAGCGGAGACGGGAAGGAGGACGAGGCGCCUCAGUUAUCGAACGGAGCGCUGUCGGUGGAGGGCAGCGCCGGAGGAGACGGUGACCUGAAAUCUGUUGUGAUGACGGAGAAAGAGGCGCUGGAGAUGCAGAGGGAGCACCUCCACCAGGAGAACGCCGCCGCCGGCCGGUCCGCCACCCAGAACCUCGUAGGAGCAUUGAGGUCCAUCAGGAGUCUGCAGCUCACCAAGAAGGAAAAUCUGAUCGAUAACAUAGAGCUUCAGAGUCCAUGAGGGCGGGAUGGAGACCCAAACGGACUCCUGAGCCGAAACAGAAGGGAACUCAGCGGACAGACCGGACAGAGACCAGACAGACUGGACAGAGACCAGACAGACUGAACAGAGACCGGACAGACUGAACAGAGACCAGACAGACUGAACAGAGACCGGACAGACCGGACAGAGACUGGACAGACUGGACAGAGACCAGACAGACUGAACAGAGACCGGACAGACCGGACAGAGACCGGACAGACCGGACAGAGACUGGACAGACUGGACAGACCGGACAGACCGAACAGACCGAACAGACCGGACAGACCGGACAGAGACCGGACAGACCGAACAGAGACCGGACAGACCGAACAGACCGGACAGACCGGAGGAUGUCUUUCAUUUGCAUCGGCCCGCUUGACAAAUGCUUGAUGGUCUUGUUGGCUUCGUCUCUCUGCUGAAGAUUUCACGUCCCAGAACUGCAGAACCAGGAGGCGGACUGACUGUGUCUCCAUGGUAACGAGUAUGAAGCAGUUCCAGUUUGAGCCAGCAGGGGGCGGAGCUUCUUCUCGGCAUGUGGAUUGGGCGGCGCAGAGCACGGCUAGCAUGACGCGGUCCGUCUCCCCGGUCCGGUUAGAACACGGCUGGACUGAACCCUGCAGGUCCAGUUUACUUUUCAUUUGCUUCCAUUUCAUCAUCAGAUCCAAAAUAAUCAAAAUUAAUGUGUCGGCCAUGACGGUACCGGGUUCUGUUCCAUGUCCUUUGGGUCAUCCGGGUCACUGCUCAGAGGUUUGUCUGUUUACCUAAAAGCCAAACGAAGUUAUAAAUUCAUAAAACUGAGAAGUUUGUUUCUAUGACGUUUUACUUCUUCACCACACAGCAGGUGGAUUUUAUUUUAGGUUUUAUUAAACUGCUUUUUUUUCUUUCUGGUUUGGUUCUGAACUCAUGCGUCUCAAAAUGCCAAAAAUGUUUUUUAUUUUAUUUGAUGUUUUCAGUGUUUUCACAGCUGAGAAGGGAAAAACUCAGUCACAAUGAUUUGAUUUCCACUGUGGCCUUUUUAUUUACCGUAAGUUUUUUAUAAAGCCUCAAGAAGAGAACAACGUUUGAUUGUUUUUGCUGUUUUAUGAUAAAAGGACUCCGUCAUGUCAGCUGUUUAUAAGAUGUUUGUUGUGUGUAAUAUUCACUGAGUUCCUAUUAAAUGGCUGCCAGACUGA
Messenger RNA from Xiphophorus hellerii (green swordtail), 2602 nucleotides. It is a transcript of the gene slc35d3, whose product is annotated as solute carrier family 35 member D3. The coding region runs from base 105 to 1409 and encodes 434 amino acids. The record is from RefSeq and is a predicted model, not a curated record. The transcript has 4 exons. NCBI's taxonomy places the organism in Eukaryota, Metazoa, Chordata, Actinopteri, Cyprinodontiformes, Poeciliidae.